GAGCCGCCGCGGCCCGAGCCCCCCCAGCCCCCGCGCGCGCCGCCGUCGGGGCCGCGCCCUUCCGGGCCGCCCCGCGGGCGCUCGCCCGACACCCGGGGCUGGGAAUGGUCCGGCGCGGCCCCUCGGCGACGGGCCUCUCGCUGGCCAGAGUCGGAGCGCCGCCGGAGGUAGAGCACACGGCGCCGUUCCCGGAGCACGCGCCGCUGAGCAUGUGGGGCGCCGAUUCUCCGCCGGCUUGCGGGUCGAGGGCGGGCGCGCCCGACGAGCAGCUGCGGAGCGAGCUGCGGGAGGCCGUCGACGAGCACCGGCUCGCCCUGCGGGAGGCGGCUGCGCAGCAGAAGGCGGAACUGCGGCUGGGCGCGGAGGCGGCGUUGGAGUUCUUCCGGGGGGAGAUCGCGAGGUUCGCGCAGGCGCGGGUCAGCGGGCAGGUCACGGGGUUCAGCACAAACGGGGCGAAGAUCCCGCAGGGCCGGAUUUGGGCUGAGCCGGAUUUGGGGGCCGCUCGCGACCCCGAGGGCGGCUCUGCUAUUGGCUGGGCCGGGCUCGGGAAGCCUCCCCCCGAAAAAAUGCAGGGCAGCUUCUUCUGAAUCGGCUGAGCGGGGUUUGCGCUGAGCUGGGCAACUCCACGCCUGAAUGUGUGCAUCAUUCGAUUUCUGGCUGAUUGAUGUUCAAUCUUUCGAAGAAAAGUCAACAGUGCGUAAUCAUACCCUUUCGUAGGUCUGCGCGGACGUCUUGGAUCUGCGCUGGACCCCUUUGGUGCGAUUCGCGUGCCAGGGAGGGGUCCAGCAUCGAUCCAAGAAAUCUCU
Messenger RNA from Prorocentrum cordatum, 806 nucleotides. Lineage: Eukaryota; Dinophyceae; Prorocentrales; Prorocentraceae. The record is from the annotation of a GenBank genome assembly.